UCAGAUAUGCACCGGCUCUGGGAGCGGCUUCCUGCAUACUACAGCCGGAGAGCACCGUCACAGCACCCCGGGAAGAUGGCGGCGCGCAGGCUCCUGCUCACCCUCUGCCUCAGCACACUCCUGUGUCAGGUAUCUUCCCAACAUUGUGUCUGGUAUGGAGAGUGUGGAGAAGCAUCAGAGGGCAAAAGGUACAACUGCGAAUACCUUGGACCUCCAAUACCCCUUCCUGAGGAUGGUCAUGAUCUACUCCAGCAACUGUGUCCAUCCUUAUACUAUGGAAAUGUCAGCGUGUGCUGCGAUGUACAGCAGCUGCACACUCUGAACAGCAACCUGCAGCUCCCCUUACAGUUCUUGUCCAGGUGUCCCUCUUGCUUCUAUAAUUUAAUGACUUUGUUUUGUGAACUGACCUGUAGUCCUCGACAGUCAGAGUUUCUGAAUGUUACAGAAACUGAAUACUAUAACAGCACAGAUCCACAAAAAGGGAACGCGAGCAUUACAGCCAUGGAGUAUUACAUUGGGGACACAUUUGCAAAUGCCAUGUACAAUGCUUGUAAAGACGUGGAAGCCCCAUCAAGUAAUGUGAAAGCCUUGAGUUUAAUGUGCGGGAAAGAAGCAAAAGACUGUAACGCUACAAACUGGAUCCAGUACAUGUUUAACAAGGACAAUGAACAGAUUCCUUUUACCAUCACUCCCAUAUUUUCCGAUGAGUCCCUCCGCCAAAUGAUUCCCAUGAAUAAUGCAACAAAAGGAUGCAAUGAGCCAGUGGAUGACGAUGAUGUCCCUUGCAGCUGCCAAGACUGCACACUGGUUUGUGGGGAAAAACCUGUACCUCCUCCACCUCCGAAGCCAUGGCUGAUUUUGGGAUUUGAUGCAAUGGCCGUCAUCAUGUGGAUAGUCUAUGUCAUCUUUUUACUGCUUUUCAGUGCAGUUGUCAUUGGAGCUUGGUGCUACAGGAAAAAGAAUAUUGUUUCAGAAUACGCCCCCAUUGACAGCACUUUAGCCUAUUCAGUUAACUCCACCCCUAUAGCAGGUGAGGCUUCGCGCUGUGACAGAAUUGGAGAGCGGCUCGAGAACUGUCUGCGAGUAGCUUUUACAAAAUGGGGAUCCUUCUGUGUCCGCAACCCCUGGAUAGUCAUCUUCUUCUCCCUUGUUGUAAUUGCUGUGUGCUGCGCUGGGCUGAAGUAUAUGCGUAUUACUACAGACCCCGUGGAGCUGUGGUCUGAUCCGCACAGUCAGGCUCGGAGAGAGAAGGAUUACUUUGACACACACUUUGGACCUUUUUACCGCACAGAGCAGCUCAUCAUCACAGCUCCCUACAGUAAGGGAGAAGUGUAUUCCCCAUAUCCUUCAGGAGAUGAUGUGCCAUUUGGACCUCCGUUAACCUUUGACAUUCUGUCCCAGGUUAUGACUCUACAAAAUGCCAUUGAAGACUUAACUGCUGAAUAUCAAAAUGAGACUGUGAUGCUGAAAGACAUCUGCCUGACUCCUCUGGCUCCAUAUAAUAAUAAUUGUACCAUCUUCAGUGUCCUGAACUAUUUCCAGAACAGCUAUUCAGUACUGAACCAUUCUGUCAGCGAUGACUUCUUUGUCAUGGCGGACUACCACACCCAUUUCUUAUACUGUGUGCAAUCUCCCACAUCGCUAAAUGAUACGUCGCCCCUUCAUGAUCCAUGCCUGGGUACAUUUGGUGGGCCAGUCUUCCCUUGGCUUGUGCUUGGAGGCUAUGAUGGAGAGCAUUACAACAACGCUACGGCCCUCGUGAUUACUUUCCCUGUGAACAACUUCCACAAUGACACAGAGAAAAUCAAUAAAGCCAAAGCCUGGGAGAAAGAAUAUCUCAAGUUUGUGAAGAGUUACAACAACACAAAUUUAUCAAUUGCCUUUUCUGCUGAGAGGAGCAUUGAGGAUGAAAUAAACCGGGAAAGCACAAGCGACUUAACCACAGUUCUCAUCAGCUAUGCCCUCAUGUUUGUCUACAUCUCCUUGGCCUUGGGUAACAUUGGCCAGUGCAGCAGCAUCUUGGUGGAUUCUAAAAUCUCGUUGGGUAUUGCUGGCAUCUUGAUUGUCCUGAGUUCUGUGGCUUGCUCUCUGGGGAUCUUCAGUUAUGUCGGUAUUCCACUCACCCUUAUAGUAAUAGAAGUCAUCCCGUUUUUGGUUCUUGCCGUUGGAGUGGAUAACAUAUACAUCAUUGUGCAGACUCUGCAGAGAGAUGAACGCCUUCAAGGAGAAAAACUUGAUCAGCAGAUUGGAAGAGUCCUGGGUGACGUAGCCCCCAGCAUAUUUCUCUCCUCAUUCUCUGAGACUGUUGCCUUUUUCUUAGGGGCACUGUCAUCCAUGCCAGCGGUGCGAACUUUUUCUCUCUUUGCUGGGAUGGCUGUCUUUUUUGACUUUCUGCUCCAGAUCACCUGCUUUGUGAGCUUACUUGGCUUGGACAUCAAAAGACAAGAGAAAAAUAGAUUGGACAUCCUUUGCUGUGUGCCAGGAUGUGAGAGAAACCGGGGGGCCGAAAAACCAAAGAGCUGUCUCUUCCUAUUCUUCAAAAAGAUUUACUCCCCAUUAUUAUUGACGGACUGGAUGAGGCCAAUAGUGGUGUCAAUCUUUGUAGCAAUGCUUUCCUUCAGCAUUGCCGUGGUUAACAAGGUAGACAUUGGUUUGGACCAGUCAUUGUCUAUGCCAGAUGAUUCCUAUAUGCUGAAGUACUUUGACUCCUUGAAUAAGUACAUGCACAGUGGUCCACCAGUGUAUUUUGUGGUGGAAGAGGGAUAUGAUUACAAAUCAAAGGAGGGCCAAUCUAAAGUGUGUGGUGGAGCCGGCUGCAGCAACAACUCCCUUGUGCAACAGAUUUAUAAUGCAGCACAAUUGGACAACUACACAAAAAUUGGCUAUCCCCCAUCUUCCUGGCUUGAUGAUUACUUUGAUUGGGUGAAGCCGCAGUCUUCUUGUUGUAGAGUGUACAAUAACACUGAACAGUUCUGCAAUGCUUCAGUUGUGGAUCCAUCAUGCAUUAGGUGUCGUAGUUUGACGCCAGAAGGCAAACGAAGGCCAGAGGAAGAGGAGUUUAUGAAAUUCCUGCCCAUGUUUCUUUCUGACAACCCUAAUCCCAAGUGUGGUAAAGGUGGACAUGCAGCAUACGGCUCUGCAGUUAACCUGCUUUCCAAUAACACAGACGUUGGGGCCACCUAUUUUAUGACUUUCCACACCAUCUUACAAAACUCUUCGGCCUUCAUUGAUGCCUUACGGAAAGCACGAAUGAUUGCAAAAAACAUUACAGAGAGCAUAGAUGUCCCAAGCAAGAAUUACAGUGUCUUUGCUUACAGCAUUUUCUAUGUAUUUUACGAGCAGUAUUUAACGAUAGUGGAUGACACAGUGUUUAACCUUUGCAUAUCGUUGGCUGCCAUAUUCUUUGUGGCAGUGAUCCUGCUGGGGUUUGAAAUUUGGUCUGCUGUUCUGAUGUGUGUUACCAUAUCAAUGAUCCUUGUCAACAUGUUUGGGGUCAUGUGGCUCUGGAACAUCAGCCUUAAUGCUGUUUCUCUGGUGAAUUUGGUUAUGUGCUGUGGCAUCUCCGUGGAGUUUUGUAGCCAUGUGACAAGGGCCUUUUCAGUGAGUACAAAGGGAAAUACAGUGGAACGUGCAAAGGACGCCUUGGCACAUAUGGGCAGCUCGGUCUUCAGUGGAAUCACUCUGACAAAGUUUGUAGGGAUUGGCGUGCUGGGUCUGUCCAAGUCUCAGAUAUUCAAAGUCUUCUACUUCAGAAUGUACUUGUCCAUGGUGCUGCUGGGAGCUGCCCAUGGCCUCAUAUUUCUACCAGUUCUUCUCAGUUACGUAGGGCCACGAGUGAACAAAGCUAAAGUACAAGCUGCACAGCAGAGAAUAAGAGGCACAGAACAAGAGCGACUUCUUGCCCACUAGGGCGACUGGACCCUCGGUGGAGCGUUCAUUACAGGAAAAGUGUGGAUGAGCUCAGUGGGGUGUUACAUACAGUGAAUCUGAACAAACAUUACAGCUGACCGCCUCAGGAAUAGACUCUACUGGGACAACAGUGUUAUAAUGUAUACAAGAGGAUUUUUACUGGUAUAGAGAAGUUACAUUUUCAUUUUUUUCAUACUUUUUAAUUUAAGGGGAAACCAGAUGUUUUAUAAAUGCAAAUACCAAUGCAAGUUAUCCUGCUCCUUUUAUUCCACAUUCGUAUGUUUCUCAGAGAAUCAGAUAGUAUAUUUUACUAAUUGAGUUCCUAAAUCAUUAACUAUUUUACAUAAGAAAAUAUAUGCAAGAUGAGGGGAAAAAAAGAGGGAGACCAUUUUUAUACCAGAAGGUCCAUGGACUUUUAUUAGAAUAAUAAAUAAACUUUCUACAGCUUUUAUAUGUCGGCUAGGAAGCAGUGCUCUUCAGCAGGGACUGUUCACCAAAGAAAUUUUUGAAGAAAGCCACGUGUUCUUCACAGUGUUCUCCUGGAUGGAAGAAAAGAGGUGGUGAGAAGAUCAGCCCUGUCUGACAUGUGCAUUGCCAAAGAGCAGUGUUUUUAAUGAAGCUCUAGAGUGGAGGGACACUGACCAGAUGUAGCUUCCAAUUUGUCUUAUUUUUAAGGGAAACUAAGCCUGAUUUAUAUAGGUCUUUUUUCUUUUCUUUUUUUUAAAAUAAAACAUGUCAAACUAA
Molecule: messenger RNA, 4653 nt
Organism: Bufo gargarizans (Asiatic toad)
Lineage: Eukaryota; Metazoa; Chordata; Amphibia; Anura; Bufonidae
Gene: NPC1
Product: NPC intracellular cholesterol transporter 1
Exons: 25
Coding region: 7-3909 (1300 amino acids)
Cellular component (GO): membrane
Molecular function (GO): lipid carrier activity
Source: RefSeq, a predicted model, not a curated record